Molecule: messenger RNA, 653 nt
Organism: Cajanus cajan (pigeon pea)
Lineage: Eukaryota; Viridiplantae; Streptophyta; Magnoliopsida; Fabales; Fabaceae
Product: Bacterial sec-independent translocation protein mttA/Hcf106
Biological process (GO): protein transport by the Tat complex
Cellular component (GO): membrane
Source: RefSeq, a predicted model, not a curated record
GUUUUUGGGUAAAGUCUUGUUAGGUUAUCAUCUAAUUAAAAAAAAUCUAAAAAUCUAAAAAUCUUAGCCACAGAGCGGAGAGAGAGAAAGAGUGGGAGAUGGAGACGAUGAUGAUGAGCUGCGUAUCGAUUUGGAGUUCAAUCCCAACAGCAAGAAAAGGCGGUAUUGGCCUCGCUUCCUCUUCUUCUUCUUAUUUGUGUAGCCCCAAAUCGUUGAAUUGUGCAACAGUGAGAGCGAGGGCAAGGGUAUCGCUGAAGGCCCCCAAACCCAAAGGUCUCACUUGCAGGGCCUUGUUUGGAUUGGGGAUGCCGGAACUCGUCGUCAUUGCCGGCGUGGCAGCCCUCGUUUUUGGGCCCAAGAAAUUGCCUGAAGUGGGCCGCAGCAUCGGCAAAACCGUCAAGAGCUUCCAACAGGCUGCGAAGGAGUUUGAGUCGGAGCUUAAGAAGGAACCUGAUUCUGCAGAUGGAGACGACUCUCAGGAGAAGCAGGAGACGGAGGUGUCUACUUCUAAGGACACUCUAUCAAAUUAAAUUUCAUUCUUCUCUAAGAACUGUUUAGUAUUUUUGCCUUUCUCGCUUUCAUUAUUUAAAUCCUCACUAUGCUUUUAAUAUAUCAUGCCAUGCUCAUGCUUCUAUCCUUUCAACUUUAACAAA